GAGAGAAUCGACGAAUCGCGUUGAUCAGUUCUCGCCGAAUUGUUCAAAUCGGAUUGGUCGAUUCUCUCUCCGUUCCGAGAUUUUCAAUGUUGUCGUGGAAACAAGACUUGAAGGAUCGCGAUAUUUGUGGACAAGUAGAGAACGGAACGUCACAAGCUAACCUCCUCUUUUGUUGCGAGGUUAAGUUUUACUUGCACCGCGUCAUUUCUGUAUUUACGAGGGAUUUCCGACUGAGGAACACAUCUUCGUUCCCGUUUUCGUUCCGCGAGAAGCGCGAUGGAUUUUCAAAAUCGUCCCGGUGGCAAAACCGGCGGGGGCGGCGUCGCUUCCUGGUCGGAGAGCAAUCGCGAUCGCCGGGAACGUCUACGCCAGCUCGCUCUGGAAACCAUCGACCUGAACAAAGAUCCCUAUUUCAUGAAGAAUCACUUGGGCUCGUACGAAUGCAAACUCUGUCUAACUCUGCACAAUAACGAGGGCAGUUACUUGGCCCACACACAGGGUAAGAAGCAUCAGGCUAAUCUAGCGAGAAGAGCGGCCAAGGAGGCCAAGGAAGCACCGCAGACCUUGGCGCCGGAAAAGCCUCGGGUCGAACCGAAGAAGUUCGUUAAAAUCGGUCGACCUGGUUAUCGCGUGACCAAACAGCGCGAUCCAGAAUCCGGUCAGCAGAGUCUUCUGUUCCAAGUGGACUACCCGGAGGUGGCGGACAAUGUGAUACCGCGACACAGGUUUAUGUCCGCUUACGAGCAAAGGGUUGAACCGCCUGACAGAAAAUGGCAGUAUCUGCUGUUCGCGGCUGAACCUUACGAAACCAUAGCUUUUAAAGUACCUAGUAGAGAAGUAGAGAAAGCAGAAGGAAAAUUUUGGACUCACUGGAACAAGGACACCAAACAAUUCUUCCUGCAGUUUGCUUUCAAAAAUGAGAAACCAUCCGUGGGCAAAGUGCCACCACCGCCUGUUCCCUUGAUAAGGCCUGGAUUGGGUCCGAUGGUACCCGUUCCACCACCUCCGCCCAGACCACCGAUAUUCAAUCCGGUACCUCCGCCACCGGCUCUUUUGGCAACGGGAAUGCAAAUUCCUCCUCCGCCGCCUCAUAUAGCAUAAGACAAUCGGAACAAACACGAUUUCCUGAAUUAAAACUUUACGAAUCUUUUAAAUAAUUUUAUAUAUUUCAACGUGUAAUUUUUUACGAAAAAUUGCAUUAAGAUAUAAAGAAAUAUUUGAAGAAAUAUUUCAAAAAAAAUUGAUGUGUAUGACUGUGAGAAAUUAGCACAAAAGGAGAAACUUGUGUACAGAGAAUUAGGGAGAAAACAUUUGGGGAGAGAAACAACAAUACUGUAUGUGUAUGUUGAAAACAUAUUUAUUAUAUAGCGAAAAAACAUUUAUUUCCAUUUUGUAUCCGGAGAAGUUGUAAUAUUCUGAAAAUAAAAUACACAAAUUUAUUAAU
Messenger RNA from Pseudomyrmex gracilis, 1444 nucleotides. RefSeq names its product splicing factor 3A subunit 2 (gene Sf3a2). Gene Ontology annotation, cellular component: U2-type prespliceosome; U2 snRNP; catalytic step 2 spliceosome. The record is from RefSeq and is a predicted model, not a curated record. NCBI's taxonomy places the organism in Eukaryota, Metazoa, Arthropoda, Insecta, Hymenoptera, Formicidae. Gene Ontology annotation, biological process: spliceosomal complex assembly. The transcript has 2 exons. Gene Ontology annotation, molecular function: zinc ion binding; nucleic acid binding. The coding region runs from base 277 to 1101 and encodes 274 amino acids.